Molecule: messenger RNA, 2393 nt
Organism: Linum trigynum
Lineage: Eukaryota; Viridiplantae; Streptophyta; Magnoliopsida; Malpighiales; Linaceae
Source: the annotation of a GenBank genome assembly
UAUAACAUAGAGACCAUACAUAAUAUACUAAUUAGAACGGAAUUAAUCAAUGAUCAUAAAUGAAUUCAAAUCCAUAUCAAUCAUCACCAAAACUUCUAACAUAUCAUUACAAAUUGUUACAAAUGAAAUCAUAAUUUUUUUAUUAAAUUCAAGUUAAUAGUUAGGGUGACAAUCAGUAGGGGACCACUUAACGCCGACAAAAAUGUUGUGAAACAAAAAAAAAGAGCAAGUAUAAAUUAAAUUAGUUACUGUGAAUUUGAUAUCUUAUAUCAUUACCUUAAAGUACCUCUCAUACCUUUUUUAUUAUGAUUCGUGAAAUUUCAUUUAAUCACUUGCAUGCAUGUCACUUACCGUCAAUUUGUAAUUAGAGAACUAGAAAAAUUGAAGACCUCUCAAACCACAUUCAUAUUUCUCUCCAUCCACAAAAAACUAUGGCCAUAAGAUGAGCAGCUUCCUCCCCUCCCUCCUCUUCCGAAAUCUCCAAAUAUCAUUGUCCAUUUCAUCCCAUAUCGUAAAUAUACACCACAUCUCUGAAACCCUAACCCUCACCUCUAGAAAUCUCUUCUUUCUUUCUUUUUUUUUUUUUUUGUCUUUUUUCAUUUUAUGAAUCUCACCUCUACAAAUAUGAACCACAAAGGCAGGAGAUAAACAACACAACCAAUCAAAACAUAUAAAAUCUGAGUCUCUCCAAUAGCAACCCUCCACGUGGCUGGUCUGUGCAACUCAAAUCCUAGAGAAUGGUUUUUUCUUUGUCUUUUUUCCAAAAAGGAACAAAACCCAAAAGAGUGAAUUUACAAAACGUGGUUUUAUAUAACCCGUGAUUUGCUUGUCUUUUUCCCUGCUGAUUUACAAAACGUGGUCCCUUUCUCUAACCUACCUACCAAUUACAAUGCAUGUGAGAUGUAAUACGUUUCUUCUUCCACACCAGAAGGCAUUUCAUUUAUGCGACGCGACGGGAUACGGUGACAACCGCUAAGGGGUUGUCAAAUUUACAACCAAGAGUAUUUUGGGUAUGAAAAAAGGAAUAUAUUAAUUACCUUUUUGUAUUAAUUAUAUUGGAAAUUAAAAACCCAUAUUAAAUAUAAUUUUUUGAAAUUUAAAUCAUAUACAUUAAUAUCUCUAUCUAUCUCUCUCUUCCUUUUUCCAGCGGCCACUCCGCAUCGACGGACAAACUUUUUCUCCGGCGAAUUCUCUCCGGCAGACUCCUUCUGGCAACCUGAAAAAAUGUAUCAGUGCGUUAAAAAGUGUACCAAUCAUUUAGUCUACUGGUAAUUAAUAUACCAGUGCUAGUGGUACGCUACCAGUGCGUUAAAAAAUGUACCAGUACUAGUGGUACGCUACCAGUACAGUGCUACCACUACCAUAUUGUAUCGUACCACUAGCACUGGUAGCGCUACCACUUGCAUUGGAGCGAGACCAGUAGAGAAUAACACAAAAAAAACAGAUGAUAGUGGUACCAGAUGAUAGGGGAGCCACUGGUACGUACCAGUGAGUAGUGGUAGCGGCGUCGUAAAAAUGGCGGCGGGGUCAGCGUGGCACGACGGUGAGCUUAGGGGUGACGGGGGCAGCGUAUCGCGGCAGGAGCGGUGGGGACAGCGGGCGCGGCAGGAGCGGCGGGGACAACAGGCGCGGCAGGGUGGUGAGGACAACCGGCGCGGCGGAGGUCAGGGGUGGCGGUGGGCAUGGGAGAGGAAGAGGGAGAUGCGGCGGCGGCAACGUCCGCGGAAGAAAGGGAGGAAGGGAAGAAGGAGGUGAACGGCUGUGCAGUUGGUAUGAGUUAGAUUAGGGUUUUAUUAUUUUAUAUGGGAAGGAAAAUGAUUGGGUGUGGUAAGUUUUUUUAUCCCAAAAACACCCUUCUUUUCAUCUCAACCUUCAAUUUAAAAAUAACAAGAGAGAAUACAUCUAAUGGCUAUAAAGUGGGUUGUCACCAUAACUCAUGCGAGUCAUACUCAUAUGACUGAAUUUGAUAAUGAUUAUGUUAACGUUUCAGUAAUUAUGCUAGGGUAUCCGUUAUGGAUGCUAAUAAUAUGAAUAAUUAGUAUAUAAGUUUCAAAUUAAUUUAAAAUGAUCACUCUCAUUCUAUCGCUUUCCAAAAUUAUCUUAAAUUUACCUCGUCGGACUUCCAACUUAUUGAAGACAUAAUUAAACGACAAAACAACAAAUUAACUCCACCUGAGCACCAAAACCAACAUAUUGACACAUAUCCGACCCGAAAACAACACCCGUCUCUCUUUCACUCACCUUUCGUCCCCUUGGGAUCUCUCUAUCUCACCACAUAGCCCAGACUUUCACAAGAAAUGGACUUCUAUAAAUUUCCAUUAUAUAUCCAAACAAAAUCUUUUGGUGAUGAGUGAUAACCGUCCAUCGACAACAAUUAAAGACAUAAAAAAAGA